This is a messenger RNA of Camelina sativa (false flax), 804 nucleotides long. Its product is annotated as pectinesterase inhibitor 5-like. The record is from RefSeq and is a predicted model, not a curated record. NCBI's taxonomy places the organism in Eukaryota, Viridiplantae, Streptophyta, Magnoliopsida, Brassicales, Brassicaceae. Gene Ontology annotation, molecular function: pectinesterase inhibitor activity. Gene Ontology annotation, biological process: negative regulation of catalytic activity.
CAAAAUAUAUAAAACAAAACAAAAAACACCUUUGUUUCUCAAUAAGGUAGCCACGAUGUUAAAACAACACAAUAAUUUUCGUUCAUUGUUGUUAGUAUUAGUGCUCUUUGCAUUCUCAAAAUCAAAUGCAAUGCCAAUCAAAGACGUACACAAUUUUUGCAAGGAGACAUUCGAAGAAGAUCUCUGCCUGAAACACAUUGGGUCGGACCAACAACGUAUAGUAGCCGCCCGCGACUACAGUGACGUGUUUUUAAUUGCGGCAGCUGAACUCCAAAUUCAAGUGAACAAUGCGAUCACGCAUAUCAACAAUGUCCGACGAACUUAUGUUGAUCCGCUUGGAAAGGAGCGGAUCGCAGUAUGCGAAAAAAAAUAUGAGAUUGCAGCCGAUAGUUUUCACAAGGCUUGGGAAGUUGGACAAAAAAAGUCCAAGGCAUUAGCGGACCGUGUGGAAUUGUCUAACCGCAUGAAAGCUGGUUAUGAGGCUGUGAGCGAGUGCGAAGGCGAAUGGUCAAAGCAUGGUCCGAAGAAAGAGUCUCCUCUUCUUUUCUAUUACCUUAACGUUAUCAAAUUGUGCCAAAUUACUCAUGUUAUUAUCGGCAAGACUUACAAUAUCGGAGUUUAAUUACCUGAGAAUUAGGUACUAAAACUGACAAUACAAGCAGAAAGUAUUUUUAGUAUGAAAUGUACGAUCAACAAUGAAAUUCGUAUAUCAGAUUUGUACAAAUUAAUAUGGUUUGUUUUUCUAGCAGCAAAUAUUUAAAAUGUAAUUUGGGAUAUUGUUAAUAUAAUUUUAUAAUUUACAAA